Trichomycterus rosablanca is the source of this 833-nucleotide messenger RNA. RefSeq names its product cocaine- and amphetamine-regulated transcript 3 (gene cart3). Gene Ontology annotation, biological process: cellular response to starvation; G protein-coupled receptor signaling pathway; negative regulation of appetite. The transcript has 3 exons. The coding region runs from base 183 to 470 and encodes 95 amino acids. The record is from RefSeq and is a predicted model, not a curated record. Gene Ontology annotation, molecular function: neuropeptide hormone activity. NCBI's taxonomy places the organism in Eukaryota, Metazoa, Chordata, Actinopteri, Siluriformes, Trichomycteridae.
GAUUUCAGCAACGAAACACAGACGCUCCAACCCUCCCCGCAAACUUUACAAAAUGAGUCACACGCGAAGCCUCUGUUACGCACGAAGCUCAUCAGUGGUGAAAGGUGGAGCAACAGAGGCGCCUGGCAGAAGCAGAUAUAAACUGAUGAGAACAUUGUGAAGCUCAUGAGAAGCUGAAGAGCAUGGAGAGCUGCCGAGUGUGCGUGAUAGUGUGCGUCGUGCUGCUGUCCUGCACCUCCGCCGAUGAAACUUACCUUCCGGAGGAUGAGGAGGUGAAGGUGGACAGCAGAGCUCUGAGAAACUUCUACCCCAAAGAACCUAAUUUAACCAGUCAGAAAGAACUUCUCGGGGCUCUGCAGGAAGUUUUGAAAAAGCUGCAGACUAAACGGGUCUCACUUUGGGAAAAGAAGUUCAGUCUCGUUCCCACGGUCAUCAAGGAACUCAAAAACACUUGGUGUCUGUCCUUUUGAUCCAACACCUGUGGGUUGAAGUUAUUGCCUACUGUUAACCUGUAAGUCUUAUUAUUCGAGAUCAGUGCCUGACCAGUGGACUCAAUGAAAACGAUUACUUACAGUCACACUUCAAAAUCUUGAGGCAAUUAUUGCUUGUGGAUUUAUUUCAGUUUGUCUGUAUCAUUAAGAAGGGCAUGUAAAUUAUGCACAAGGGUCUCUUGAGGGAGGCAUUAAGCCCCUUAUCAGCUUUGGGUCAUUAAAGUAGGCACAUUACAGCUGAUAUAUUGAUAUUGCUUAUCUCUCUAGGGCAGUAUAGCAAUCUUAUUGGAUGAUAGUCAGUGGUUAAAAUAUGCUUUUACUAUGGUUACUAAGUCUAUGUUU